Messenger RNA from Lates calcarifer (barramundi perch), 574 nucleotides. RefSeq names its product ring-box 1, E3 ubiquitin protein ligase (gene rbx1). Gene Ontology annotation, biological process: protein ubiquitination; ubiquitin-dependent protein catabolic process. Gene Ontology annotation, cellular component: nucleus; cullin-RING ubiquitin ligase complex. Lineage: Eukaryota; Metazoa; Chordata; Actinopteri; Centropomidae. The coding region runs from base 90 to 416 and encodes 108 amino acids. Gene Ontology annotation, molecular function: cullin family protein binding; ubiquitin protein ligase activity; zinc ion binding. The transcript has 5 exons. The record is from RefSeq and is a predicted model, not a curated record.
UCAAUCCGUGAUUAGUGCGCUAAUACGCCGACGGAAAUUGCUAGGUUCUUCCGGGUAAGUUUUCGUCACACACAAACUCUCCCUUCAAGAUGGCAGCAGCUAUGGAUGUAGAUACGCCGAGCGGCACAAACAGUGGAGCAAGCAAGAAGCGAUUUGAAGUAAAGAAGUGGAAUGCGGUGGCACUGUGGGCCUGGGACAUUGUGGUGGAUAACUGUGCUAUCUGUCGGAACCACAUCAUGGAUCUCUGUAUAGAGUGCCAGGCCAACCAAGCUUCUGCAACCUCUGAGGAGUGCACUGUAGCCUGGGGUGUCUGCAAUCAUGCUUUCCAUUUCCACUGUAUUUCUCGCUGGCUGAAAACCAGACAGGUUUGCCCUCUGGACAACAGGGAGUGGGAGUUUCAGAAAUAUGGACACUAGCUGUAUUUUUGUUGACCUCUUUCUUGGCUUCUACGAGAAUCAUCAUUACUUCCUCUCUAUUCCCUCCCUAAUACUAGCUGUUAUUUUACACCCAUGUUUUUGUUUUGGUAUCUUGUGAGUAAAUAAACAAAUAAACAUGAAUGUUGUCACAAAGCAGA